AUGACUCAGGCGGCUGCUGAUGACCUGUCUACCGUCAGCCCCUACAACUAUGAGCAGCCCCUUCCCCCCGUGGCCCGGGCAAAUGCUGUCUCCCACGUUCCUCCAGCUAAGAAAAUAACUUUCUUCAAGAGUGGGGAUCCUCAGUUUGGAGGAGUCAAGAUGGCCAUCAACCACCGCCGCUUCAAGAGCUUCAACGCCCUCAUGGACGACCUCUCCCACAGGGUCCCCCUGCCGUUCGGGGUCCGGACCAUCACGACCCCGCAGGGGAUACAUUGCAUCAGUGAGCUGGACCAGCUGGAAGAUGGAGGGUGCUACCUCUGCUCUGACAAGAAAUACGUCAAGCCCAUCAGCAUUAGCAAUGCCAGCCGAAGGGCGGGCGUUCAGCGGAGCGGGCCCCAGAGUGGCGCCCCGCCGAAAGGAGCCCAGGAAAGUAGGUCCGAAGACUAUUUUAUGCCUUUUGCCCAGCAAGGCGCCAGGAUACCCAAGAAGAUCACUCUGGUUAAGAACGGGGAAAUCGAGGUGCGACGCUCCAUCAUCCUGAACCACAGGAACGCCCGGAGCUUCAAAACUCUCCUGGAUGAGAUUUCAGAGCUUCUUCAGUUCACCGUGAAGAAACUCUACACAGUUGACGGAAGGAAGAUCGACAGCAUGCAAGCUCUGCUGCAUUGCCCCAGCGUGCUGGUGUGUGCGGGCCGGGAGCCAUUCAAACCGAUAAUGAUGGAGAACUUAAGGAAACAUUCAGUUGAGAAGCUGCCCGGCCUGACCCCCCGGUCCGUGGGUGGCCACGUCAAUGAGAACAACGACAGUAAGAAAAACGUGAACUUUGGGCUGAAAACCAAAAAAAGCGUCAUCCACCCAAGGUCCGCUUCAAGCAACAGGUCAAUGAGAUUUUCCUUGUCAUCGGAAAAGUCCUUUCCAAAUGGUCUCACCACCUCACCAGAGAAUGGACCCCCUUUUACAAACAAUUGUCCACAUGCGAAAGCUGGGGAUCUGGUCCCUUCCUUAGAAAAUGAUGACAUUGAAAAGCGAGUUCACGUGAACAAAGAUGGGAGUCUAUCCGUUGAGAUGAAAGUCCGCUUCCGUUUGCUCAAUGAUGAAACUCUUCAAUGGUCUACACAGCUCAGAAAGUCUAGUUUGAUGAAUAAGAUGCCUUGUGAAGAGACAGGUCUAGAGGAAACCAGUGGCGUGGAUCCCAUGCAGAAAAUGAACCCAGAAGCCAGCUCGGAGGCAGAUGAUUCAUUAUAUCCUUGUGACGGUGAUUCUUAUGGCUCAAAACUGGAUGAGUCAGAAUAUGAAGAGACUCAUUGCCACAGUUGUGGCAAGAAGCAUCGGGACUAUGACAUUUGGAAAAACCCCAUGCAUGCUUCUCAGGAGGAGCCUGGGGUAAGAAACACUUGGCAUACGCGGUCUUCUUGCUCCAGCACAUCUUCACGGAGGAGGAUCAUCCGCAAAAAGGUGGCAUCCAUGGACAGCAUCCGCACCACAUCCAGUGAGGAAUAUUCGGAGCACGUUGUGCAGGAGUCUUCCUCUUUUUCAGAGACUAUAGAAAACAGAGUGGAGUACCGAUCAGUUAAGAAGUGUACUUGCCGGAGCAAGACGUCUCCAGCUGUCUCCCAUGGAGAAGAACAGGAAGACACACGGACUAACACUGCCAAUAGCCAAGGAGCUUCCUCCUUAGGUCUCAUGUCCAAUUCAAGCUGUGAAAACAACCUGGAUCUUCAGGAUGCCAUUGAAGAAUAUGAGGUCAGCAAGACCUGUUCACAGAAUGGAGACGAAAACUGCUUUGAAGCUUCUUCGGUGAAGUGCUUAAAGGAGGAAGAACAUGAAGUUGAAGCCAACCGGGCUGAAAGUAUUGUUUCAAAGUCAUCCCUGCACUCCAGACGGAGUAAAAAGAAGAUGCAUGAGGAAACUAGUAACAUGGCAAGGAGCAUGUCAUCCUGCAGUUUGAAAAAGGCAGAGGCGGAGGAUAGCGAUGCACGUUUAUCUUCCACCAAUAGUGCCCGCAGUAGAUCCAGCAGGUGCAAAAGUGACCAGGAUGGAUAUCCUGAAAAGAACCCAGCAAUCUCUUGUUCCUCCAGCGAGUCCAGCCCUAAGACAGAGGCUAAAGAGAUGGGGUCAGAGCAAGAUGACCACGAAAUUAAUGAAGUCAGUUCAACCUGGAGCAAGAAAAAGCCGAGCGAGUCAGUCAAAGAUGACUUCAGUGAAUGUGAGCAAUGUUCUCCACAAGGAUCUCUCCAUUCAAAAGCUGGCCAUGGGCACAGCAAGACGAGUGACAAUGAUGAGGUACUUUUGUGUAAUGCCUCCUCUUCGUCCAGAGCAUCCAAGAGAAGCAAGCCCAGAGAGAUUCAGCCAGAUGCAUCCUCUGAUGUGUCUGUGUCAUCUCAGGGAUCCGUUUCAAAUAGCAAUAAGAAAAAUUCUCCCCCCGCGGAAGACCUGAGAUCAGUCAGAAAGAUGUCUGGUCACUCUAAAAGCUCAUGUGAAAUGAAGAGCCACUCUACAGGAGACCACCCAUCUAAGCACUCUGGCUCUCUUCAUUCGAACGCAUCCUCGGUGUGUGAAGCAGAGGCACCUCCCGCUAGUAAUGAGGACCAAAGCCCAAGCAGCACAACCAAAUGUUACAGCAAAUCCUCAAAAGGCACCAGGAAGAGAAGCCACCCCAAUGACAGCAAUCAAGCUUCUUCCCCUGGCUCAGGCUUUGCAACCCCUGAUGGAAAUGAUGGAGAGGAGAAAGCUACAGUUUAUCCCGAGACUCCAUUGUCAAGACAUGGAAGCAUGGCCGAGUCUUUAUGCUCAAAAUGUGACUGUACAACUGAGGCCAGGAAUGGAAAUCCUCCAAGUGUCGGCUCAAGAGUCUGUUCCAACUCAGAGACGAAGGGUAAAUGUACAGAGACAGCUGGGUCCAGGACAAGUGACGAUGGCCAUUCUCAAUCCAAUGUGACCCAAUCUUCCAAAUCAAAGAGCAAAAAAAUGAAGAAUAUCCAACCGGAGGUAGAAAACAUUAGCCAGGCAUCCGUGUCAGAGACGGGCUCAAUGUCCAGUUUGCACUGCCCUGCCCCACCGAAAGGGAAGCCAAGCAGCAAAAAAGUACGGCCAGCGGUGUUAAGGCAUUCCUCUAGCACCAGCACACGUUCAGAAUCAGUGAACAAAGAGCAGAAAGAAGUCGGUGACUCUUCCAUGCUGGCUUCGUCAGGGUCUACAGCUGCGCGACAAACAGUGCAAGUGGCAAGAAAUCUCUUCAGUGAGGGCAAACAGAAAGGACCUGAUAGUUCUUGCCAACAGAAAAGGGAAGAGGAGUUAGAAGAGGUUGAUGAACCAGAAGCUGGGGAUAUAAUGCCUUCUACCCUACCAAACACAUCUCCUGAAGAAGUGGUCCAGGAGUGGCUGAGCAAAAUCCCCCCUGACACGUUGCUUAUGAAAUAUGAAAUGGAUGAUGGCCAAGAGGACUGUGCAGAGGCAACCACCAAGAUACCAUGCUGUGCAAAUACUCCAGAAAUCUCAGGGGAGGAAAAAGCUGAAGAAGAGGAUGUAGGGAAAAGUGAACGUGCUGCAGAGGAGGAAGCGGCAAAAGAGAUUGCUGAAGUCCACGGGGCUAACGAGGAGGCAGAGGAAUGCCCCCACCAAGAGGGAACUGCUGGGGUGAUCUCAGACGGUGCUGAUGACAACCAAGGGGAAUGCAGCCAAACAGAUACCAAAGCAAGGCAAAAUCACAAAAAAGACUUGCCAAGCAAUAUCCAGGCUUCCGUGCAGAUCAUGAAGGCAUUGCUUAAUUCAAAACAGGAAGCAAAGUUUGACCGGUCAAACAGUUUGCCUGAAGUAUCCCCCACGAUGGGAAGGAAGCUCAGUAACUCUGCUACCGCCCUGAUGACUUGUUUUGCUGGACUCCAGCUCCUCGAUGAAGAGCUAUUAGAUCCACUGAAUACAAAAAAAGGCUUGAAUAAUUCAAGGCACAAGGAACUGCUGAGCUUUUUCCAGAGCCUUUGGUUUGGAAAAGAUGGCCUGAAUUCUAGCCAGCAAGAAGGCAAUGAGGUAACGAUGAAUUUGGGCUUUAAAGGCCGUAACUCAACAGAGGAUGACUUUACUCCAAUGUCCUCUUCCGGGGUUGAUGUCAAUAGCGGGUCUGGGGGAUCGGGGGAAGAAAGUGUGGCUGUUGUCAAGGACUGUACCCACUUGCCCCAAAAGGCAGCAGAGUCCAAAGCGGCUCAACUCGAGGAAAACCUAGGGAAUGGAGCUGACCUGAGUGAGGCAGAGGAGCAGGAUAAGAAAGGAGAUGAGCUUUCUCGGCCUUCAACAUCCUGCUCACAACCUAAAGAGGAAGAAAAAGCGGAGUUUCCUGAAGGAAAAGCAGAAACAAAGAGCGAAAAAGAUGUUCAGGAUUACUGUGAUAGUAAUCGUCACGCUGUGGGGGGAAACGUAGAGGAAGAAGACAGCAAAUUUGUGGAACAUGAGCAGAAAAGGGAAGCUGGAUCUAUACAAGAAACCACCCCAAAAGAGAGUGCUGAUGAUGAGGCUACGGAGCAACCUGCUGAAAGCCCUACAUCGGUCUAUGAUGAGAGGGAAUCUGAUCCCGUUUUGGAAGAGCAGGUUGAGGAGAAGCCUCUGAGCGAUAACGAAUCCAGCGUCAAGGCCAGUCCAGAAACAGCCAUGCCCACGGAAAAGCAGAAAAGUAUUGACCCCGACCCAGUCUGGGUCCUAGGACUGCUCAAGAAACUUGAGGAGGAGUUCAUGACUCACUAUGUCAGUGCCAUGAACGAGCUAAAGGUCAAGUGGAACUUGGAGGAGAACCAACAGCUGGAUGAAAUGAUCGAAGACCUGAAGGAUGAAGUGCGUAGAAGGAUACAGGCUAGCAUAGAGAAGGAGCUGAAGAAGAUCCAGAGCAGAGCCGGGAAGAGGAUUCCCAGGCCUCCAGCUCGAACAUCGAGUCAGGAGUCGACGAUGCAGAUGGAGCAGCGGCGACGGCGAUUGCAGACUAUAUAUAAGAAGUCUCUCUACAGCAACAGGAAUACAUCCCAGAGUAAGCAAGCAGGGACAACAACAGACGUGUCGUUGGACAUAGGUGAAGAAUUAGUGUUCAGCGGGACCCUCGGGGAUGAUCGCAGCAAACAGUCAAGUGGCGAGGAGGAAUACUGUCCCUGCGACACCUGCGCAAAGAAGAAAAUGACUUCGAGGCCCAUCCAAGGCCCAGGGGUGGCAGCCCGUGCCCCAGUUCUGAAAGCAUUUGACUUAAAGCACAUCCUGAAGUUAAGGAAGGGUGACGUCGAAGCUGAGAGUGAAAUGGCAGCCUGUGUCUCGGAAACAGGCCCAGAGAGUGAGGUGGUCCCUGCUGAGCAUGGGGAGGACACAAGAGAUGAAAUCAACCUGGAGGAGCCUCGUCAAUGUGACCCUGACCCAGAUGAGGCAGAGCCGGUAGCCAAUAAAGAAAAGAAGCCAGAACAAAGUGAAUCUGCUGGGCCAGGAGAACAGGAAGGGGCAGAUGAAGAGGUGUUGGGAGCUCCAGCUGAGAGGGAUGAAGUCUCAGGCAAUGAAACCUGUGGGGUGGAGGAGGAGGGAAAAGAGGAGGAAAAAACAAAAGAGGGAGAAGAAAAAGAGGAGGAGGAAGCAGAAGCAGCAGAAGAGGAAACUGCGGGUGGAGGAAAGCUGCCAGAGGAGGUGACUGACGGGGACGAUAAUCAGGCUAAUGCAUCUGAAGAUGAAGAAAAGGCGGAGGGUCCUGAUGCUCCAGAGAACACGGGGGGAGAAGCAACAGCAGGAAACGGAGACGCUGAACUAGAGCCCCAGGACGAUGCUGAGGACAAGGCUGUGGAAGAGACCAGCCCAGAAGAAGCAAGCGAAGCAUGUUCAGAAGCUCCAGCAGCAGAGGAGGAAAAUGCCGGUGAAAGAGCCGAUGAGCAUGCAGGGAAUGAGGAAGAAGUAGCUGGCGAUGACCCUGCACAGGAUGAUGGAGUAUGCAAAGAUGAAGAUCACAGUGAGGCUCCUGAGAUGGCCUCCGCCAUGGCAGGAGAUGAAGAACACACAGGGCCAGAGAACAGAAGUGAAGCAGAGAGUGAGGCAAAUGGGAACACAAGCAGUGACCCAGGUGGGGAGGCGAAAAGCAAGGGCGGCAGCAAGUCUUCCAAAAUGUAUCCUGACAGCGAAGAAGAAGAGGAGGACAGAGAUUCCUCGUGUGCCGGGCCUGUAGAUGGAGAGAAGGACGGUGCUGAUGCCGACGAUGGCCAGGCUUCAAAAAAGAAGGGAGGAAAUGCUGGUGAGAUUGACCAAGAUGACUUGGACUUUUAG
This is a messenger RNA of Alligator mississippiensis (American alligator), 6273 nucleotides long. RefSeq names its product RP1 like 1 (gene RP1L1). The transcript has 4 exons. The coding region runs from base 1 to 6273 and encodes 2090 amino acids. NCBI's taxonomy places the organism in Eukaryota, Metazoa, Chordata, Crocodylia, Alligatoridae. Gene Ontology annotation, biological process: intracellular signal transduction; photoreceptor cell development; axoneme assembly. Gene Ontology annotation, cellular component: axoneme. The record is from RefSeq and is a predicted model, not a curated record.